Molecule: messenger RNA, 828 nt
Organism: Trametes versicolor FP-101664 SS1
Lineage: Eukaryota; Fungi; Basidiomycota; Agaricomycetes; Polyporales; Polyporaceae
Exons: 3
Source: RefSeq, a predicted model, not a curated record
GAAGUGCUUGGCCUUCCUUCGGACUUCAAUGCAUCAGAGAUUGAGCACUACAGCCUCAACCUCCUCGCGACAUACGAGCUCAAAAUUCGAGUUGGGCUUGCCUUCGAUCAACUUGAAGAAGUCCGACAGUCUGUCCGUCAUGCUUCCGCUUUCCUUGAUAGCAAGGAGACGCACGCGCAGGGAACGAAGGAGCAUACCCGUGCGAAUACCAAGAUCUCAAAAUCGCGUGAACUUUCGCGACGUCUCGCGGACCGCUAUAACCACAAUGUUGGGUGCAUCAACACUUUGCGCCGCAUUCUAGAUCCACAAGGCGCUUCCUCAGGCUCGGACAUGUCAUCGUGUCUGAAGCUCAUCAACAAACAGAAGGACCUCUUAAUCAGCGACCUUCGCGCGGCGCGGACGAACGGCGAAAGCAAGCAGUCCAGAUCCUGGAUCUGGUCCUAUGUGUGCAAAGCAAGAGGUAUCAUGUAUCAGUUCAACACUAAUAGGGAUAUUGCUAUUGAGUGCACGCAGUGGCAGCGGACACGCGCGGAGAAGACGCGGCACAAUGAAGCCGUAAACAUCCUAUGCGCUGAGUUCCGCCACUCUGUACGUGGGUUUGACAGUCUCCGUAAGGGAUGGGAAAAUGCUGCGGGGUGCACUGGGCUUUCACUGGGACAUAAGGCAUAUGCGCACCAGCAGGCGCAGAUGUAUCUGUGGAUGCGAGACGAAUGCAAGGCGGAGUAUGAUGCGGCGCGUCAAGGCGGCACGGAUGGCGAGCAGCUUGACUAUACUAUGGUGAGUGGCUAUCUCAUUGUUAUGAUCCCUCUGCUUAUUGAUCCAUCUUAA